AUGUUGAUGCUCCUUUUCCUCCUCGACAUCAAACUCGGUUCAUCUUCGCCUUCGUUUCCUGCACGUAAAGAGGAGACCGUACGCAGGGUCCACAAGUCUCCGCCCCUCGGCCUCGAAAACCCGGCCGCCGCCGCUGCCGCCCGAUCGCGAGGCAGCGGACCAGGCGAGAGGAACCAACAAUUUUACCCGCAUGCUGGUUUGAUGAGGCCAAGCUCCGAGCUUGGAUCCCAGGUGCAAGUACUCAGGAACAAGAAUGUUGUCAAAAAUCAAACCAAAAAGAGCCCAAACUCGAGAAACACACUGCUGCAGCGUCACAUCGAAGGUAUCAAGCCGCACAUCACCAAAUCGCAAUCUUGGAAGAAAGCCACUACAGCCUCCAGAACAUCCGACCAUGUGGCAGCCAUCCCGAUCGGGGAGGUAGAUCUGCAGCAUCUCCUUGAAGAGAGGGUCGGCUCACAUGCUGGUGUGGGCCGCCCACACGCGCGCCCUCAGGAACGGUACGCGACGAGGGGCAAACUGUGGGCGCUCCGGUCGAGAUGGAUCCCCGCCCUUGGUUGCGACAGCCGGGCCUCUCCUAUUCUGUUCGUCAAGUCUGGUAUCGGUGGCAACCGUGAAGUUGGAACCCGUCUACAUACAGCAUUUCUGUAA
Messenger RNA from Colletotrichum destructivum, 648 nucleotides. RefSeq lists its product as uncharacterized. The record is from RefSeq and is a predicted model, not a curated record. The transcript is spliced from 3 exons. NCBI's taxonomy places the organism in Eukaryota, Fungi, Ascomycota, Sordariomycetes, Glomerellales, Glomerellaceae. The coding region runs from base 1 to 648 and encodes 215 amino acids.